This is a messenger RNA of Gadus morhua (Atlantic cod), 3797 nucleotides long. RefSeq names its product protein kinase C, iota (gene prkci). Gene Ontology annotation, molecular function: protein binding; diacylglycerol-dependent serine/threonine kinase activity; ATP binding. Bases 241 to 2007 code for a protein of 588 amino acids. Gene Ontology annotation, biological process: protein phosphorylation. The record is from RefSeq and is a predicted model, not a curated record. Lineage: Eukaryota; Metazoa; Chordata; Actinopteri; Gadiformes; Gadidae. The transcript is spliced from 18 exons.
AGUCCGUUGUUAGGCCUUUGCAGUAGGGAGUUGUUUGGCGGACCCCGCAAGUUUUUCUUUACUUGGGACAUUGACUUUGUUUAUUUACGAAAGUAUUCUUUCUUUCGAUUUCUGGUAAUUUGGCAGCCUACCUGAUUUUUUGUCUGAGGGAACACAUAAACAAACUAUUUCGGGGCACGGUACACCACUACAACGCUACAGAAGGAAGGCAUCCUGCUCGGUGGAACCGCGGCGGAGCUUAUGAUGCCGACGUUGCGGGACAGCACCAUGUCCCACCCGGGCGAGAAUUCACACCAAGUCCGGGUCAAAGCGUACUACAAAGGGGACAUCAUGAUCACCCACUUUGAGCCGUCCAUCUCCUACGAGGGUCUGUACGGCAAGGUGCGGGACAUGUGCUGCAUGGACAACGACCAGCUCUUCACCAUGAAGUGGAUAGACGAGGAAGGUGACCCGUGUACUGUGUCCUCCCAGCUGGAGCUGGAGGAGGCACUGCGUCUCUACGACCUCAACAAAGACUCGGAGCUCAUCAUCCACGUGUUUCCAUGUAUACCAGAGAAACCAGGCAUGCCUUGUCCCGGGGAAGACAAGUCUAUAUACCGACGAGGCGCCCGGCGCUGGAGGAAGCUCUACUACGCCAGCGGCCACGCCUUCCAGGCCAAGCGCUUCAACAGGAGGGCCCACUGCGCAAUCUGCACAGAUCGGAUCUGGGGCCUGGGCCGCCAGGGCUACAAAUGCAUCAACUGCAAGCUGCUCGUCCACAAGAAGUGCCACAAGCUGGUCACCGUGGAGUGUGGGAGACAGGUGAUCCAGGAACCCAUCAUGGCUGGCUCAGAUCCUUCUCCAUUAGACCAUCCAGAACAACCAGGUCCUCUAAAUAAAGACUCCCGAGAGAGCCCAACCUACGAGGGAGAAGAGAAGGAGGCACGGAGCAGUCGAGAGACGGGGAAGUCGGCGUCCAGCCUGGGCCUGCCGGACUUUGACCUGCUGCGGGUGAUCGGGCGCGGCAGCUACGCCAAGGUGCUCCUGGUGCGGCUCAAGAAGACGGAACGCAUCUACGCCAUGAAGGUGGUGAAGAAGGAGCUGGUCAACGACGACGAGGACAUUGACUGGGUCCAAACGGAAAAGCAUGUUUUCGAACAGGCGUCCAAUCACCCCUUCUUGGUGGGCCUCCAUUCUUGCUUCCAGACAGAGAGCAGACUGUUCUUUGUCAUCGAAUACGUGAACGGCGGCGACCUCAUGUUCCACAUGCAGAGGCAAAGGAAGCUUCCAGAAGAGCACGCCAGAUUCUACUCAGCGGAGAUCAGCCUGGCACUCAACUACCUCCACGAGCGCGGCAUCAUCUACCGGGACCUGAAGCUGGACAACGUGCUGCUGGAGUCCGAGGGACACAUCAAGCUCACGGACUACGGCAUGUGCAAGGAGGGCUUGAGACCAGGAGACACGACCAGCACUUUCUGUGGCACCCCCAAUUACAUCGCCCCUGAAAUCCUGAGAGGAGAGGACUAUGGCUUCAGCGUGGACUGGUGGGCUCUGGGGGUGCUGAUGUUCGAGAUGAUGGCCGGGAGGUCACCCUUCGACAUCGUGGGGAGCUCGGACAACCCCGACCAGAACACGGAAGACUACCUCUUCCAAGUAAUAUUGGAAAAACAGAUCAGGAUCCCGCGGUCGUUGUCCGUGAAGGCCGCCAGCGUCCUCAAGGGAUUCCUCAACAAGGAUCCCAAGGAGCGUCUGGGCUGCCACCCGCAGACAGGCUUUGCUGACAUCAUGGGCCAUCCUUUCUUCCGGAACGUCGACUGGGAACUCAUGGAACAGAAGCAGGUGCUCCCUCCGUUCAAGCCCAACAUCUCCGGAGAGUUUGGCCUGGACAACUUUGACGCCCAGUUCACCAACGAGCCCAUCCAACUCACACCUGAUGAUGAUGACGUUGUCGAGAAGAUCGACCAGUCCGAGUUCGAAGGAUUUGAGUACAUCAACCCGCUCCUGAUGUCCGCCGAGGAAUGUGUGUGAAGGGACCCUGUUGCUCCUGCUUGCAAUCAUACACACGCACACACUCACUCCUACACUCGCAAACACACAUUUACACCGACGCGACCCCGGCCACCGGUUUGAGGGGUCACGCGUGGGCCCCGAAAGAACGCUUCCUUGCCAAAACCAUUUUCACGCUCUGCCAUUUAUAACCACUAGCCCUUAAGUCUAACCUCUCGUUUCUUAAUUAUUUUUGUAUCAUGUAAAGCAGCACUGUUACCAUUUCUGCUCGUGGAGGGGCCUUCUUUGUUUCGUGGCUGUUGAGGCUGCAAGGUGUUUCCAAGGUUACUGGAUUGGGAUUGUGAGGGACGGAGGGGAGGGUGAAAGAGUCAGACCACUGGACAUUAACUAUGUUCUCCCGCUUUCUCUUUCUCUCCUUCUCCCCCUCGUUUUGACAGUUUGUUUUCAACACUCAUUCUAUUUGUAUAUAUAUAAAUAUAUAUAUAUAAAUGUAACUACAAUUCAGGAUAUGCGAUAGACGAGUCCUUUUUAAGAAAAAUGUAAAAACAAGUCUUGAGUCCAUGAGCAUUCUUGUUGAUGGAUGGAUGAAAGGCGGAAAAAUAAAUACUCUUGUUUUAUUUUAUUUUUUAAACAACCAAUGGGUAACUAUCUAUACAUGUUGUGCCGGCCUGGUUAUCGGAUCUAAAAGAAAGGUUUGGCUUCCCCUUUAUCAGCGACGUGACGGACGAGAGGAGGUGUGAACCGGACAUAAAUAACGAGCAGAAAAAUGACAAACUGUGAAUGAAGGAGUAAACGACAGCGACCACAAGAGCAAUGGAAGGGCCAUAUAUACUGGCACGCUCAGCCGCUAAAUUUAGCAACGCUGGGGAUCUACACAAUUCACGGGUACGCCCGACCACAAACAUGUUUUCUGAGUAAGCGGUUUUGCCAGUUUGUUUUAGCAGGUACAGUAUCUAUAACCUGUAUAAAUAGGAAAAUGUGCUGUAUUGAGAGAAAUUUUAUAUAUAUAUAUAUAUAUAUAUAUAAAUAAAGAAUUAUGUUUUGCUUUUUUUUUUUUAUUCCAUGUCUUAAUUCUGUUCCAUUUGUACCAUUUAUAUUCUUCCCCCUGCGGCAACCAUUCCAUGUGUCUUUUAAUGUCAAUCGAAACACUACAUGACUGCUGAAAUCAAAGCUCAGCAUGAUGUCUGAGGUACCAAACGCUUUCACUUCACAUCUAUUGCUUGGGAGUCUGCAGUCGUCAGAGAUCUCCACAACCCCCCCCCCCCCCAAACAGCCUUUACAAAAACAACUGUCAUUGGCAUCUGCGGUACUCAGAAUGAAACCCUCCACUCUGAUCAUUUUAUAACCGAGAUAUCGUUUUCCUCACAGAGUUUUAAUCAAACUUCUCUGUAGCAUUUACAAUCUCCCCGGGAACUGUUCUUUUGCCCCUCACCUGGACUUGGGUAAAGAGGGCACAUUUACACCCUGCUUUUGGAGUCAAAAUGUAGUUUUACUUGUAAUAUAUUUAUGGGCUCACGUGGUGAACAGAGGAACAAGCACAUUGAAGAGUUGUUACAUUGUUUUCUUAUGUUUAUCUCUGUUUUUGUUUUGUUACAUUUUUUGUAAUCACAUUUUUCUUUUCUAUCUCUACGUUGAUUUGUAAUUUGUAACUUGGGUGACCCAUGUGGAAAAAAAUGAUUGUUUGGAUAAUAAUGCUGAUGUGUUUUUUGUUGGUCUGAGAUGAAUGCCAAUGAGACGCCAUUCUUUUAUCAAUAUUAUAUCAAGAGAUAAGGCAGAAGAUAAAAUAAACAUUUUAUUUCCCCCUUGUGAUA